UCACAGAGACCUGAAGCCAGAGAACCUUCUCCUGGAUGAGAAGAACAACAUAAGGAUUGCAGACUUUGGAAUGGCCUCACUACAAGUUGGAGACAGUUUGCUGGAAACCAGCUGUGGAUCUCCUCAUUAUGCUUGUCCAGAAGUCAUAAGAGGGGAGAGGUAUGAUGGUCGCAGGGCUGAUGUUUGGAGUUGUGGGGUUAUCCUUUUUGCUCUUCUUGUG
Molecule: messenger RNA, 220 nt
Organism: Austrofundulus limnaeus
Lineage: Eukaryota; Metazoa; Chordata; Actinopteri; Cyprinodontiformes; Rivulidae
Product: serine/threonine-protein kinase BRSK2
Biological process (GO): intracellular signal transduction; protein phosphorylation
Cellular component (GO): cytoplasm
Molecular function (GO): ATP binding; protein serine/threonine kinase activity
Source: RefSeq, a predicted model, not a curated record